Passer domesticus (house sparrow) is the source of this 10612-nucleotide messenger RNA. RefSeq names its product SLIT and NTRK like family member 4 (gene SLITRK4). Gene Ontology annotation, molecular function: protein binding. Gene Ontology annotation, biological process: positive regulation of synapse assembly; regulation of presynapse assembly; axonogenesis. NCBI's taxonomy places the organism in Eukaryota, Metazoa, Chordata, Aves, Passeriformes, Passeridae. The transcript has 2 exons. Gene Ontology annotation, cellular component: membrane; glutamatergic synapse. The record is from RefSeq and is a predicted model, not a curated record. The coding region runs from base 426 to 2939 and encodes 837 amino acids.
GAAAAGAAAGGGGGGAGUCCCUUCUUGCCUCCUCUCUCCUUCCCCCGCUCGGCUCUCGCAGCCGCGCUGCCCUGCGGCUCCUCGGGCGCGGGGGCCGCGCUGGCCCCGUCCCGGCCGCGGGCUGCACUUGUGGCUGCCUCGCCCGCCCAUGGCAGCCCCGCGGCUCCCGGCGCGGCCCCGCCGCUCCCGCCGCCCCGGGGGGCUCCUCCCGCCCCGCACGCCCCGCCUGGGCUCCGCGGGGGCGCAGCGCGACGGCUCCCCGGGAAAGGUACCGGCGGCACGGCGCCUCGGGGCUGCGGAGAGGCUCCGGCCGUGGCGAUGCGCCGGGAUUGCUCGCCCGGAGCGGCGUCUCCCUCCCCGCCGGAGCAGCGCUCGAUUCUUUAUCUUUGUUCAGGAGCCUAAGGUUGUUUGCUGAUCAUAAGAAGAUGAUUCUGUGGCUCUUUCUGGUUCUGUCAUCUCCAGUUUCUUCUACAACUACAGAUGCUGAUAUAUCUGUGGAAAUUUGCAAUGUUUGCUCCUGUGUGUCAGUUGAGAAUGUACUCUAUGUCAACUGUGAGAAGGUUGCAGUCUACAGACCAAAUCAGCUUAAACCACCAUGGUCUAAUUUUUACCACCUCAACUUUCAAAACAACCUGCUAAUUAUUCUAUAUCCAAAUUCCUUUCUUAAUUUUACACAUGCAGUGUCCUUGCAACUGGGUAAUAAUAAGUUACAGAACAUUGAGGGAGGGGCCUUUAUGGGUCUUAGUGCAUUAAAACAGUUGCACUUGAACAACAAUGAAUUAAAGAUUCUCCGGGCUGACACUUUCCUUGGCAUAGAGAACUUGGAGUAUCUCCAAGCUGACUACAAUUUAAUCAAGUUUAUUGAACGGGGAGCCUUCAAUAAGCUUCACAAGCUGAAAGUCCUGAUACUUAAUGACAAUCUGAUUUCAUUCCUUCCCGAUAAUAUUUUUCGAUUUGCUUCUCUAACCCAUCUGGAUAUACGGGGCAAUCGAAUACAGAAGCUUCCAUACAUUGGAGUUCUGGAACACAUCGGGCGAAUUGUUGAAUUGCAGCUGGAAGACAACCCCUGGAAUUGUACGUGUGAUUUGUUGCCUUUGAAAGCGUGGCUGGAGAACAUGCCCUAUAACAUCUACAUUGGAGAGGCUAUCUGUGAAACACCCAGUGACUUGUACGGAAGGCUGCUGAAAGAAACCAAUAAGCAGGAGCUGUGCUCCAUGGGGACAGGGAGUGAUUUUGACGUGCGCAUCCUGCCUCCCUCGCAGCUGGAGCCCGGUUACAGCACGCCCAACGGCCACACCACUCAAACAUCAGUGCACAGAUUAGUCACAAAGCCACCAAAGACUACAAAUCCUUCGAAGAUCUCGGGGAUAGUAGCAGGCAAAGCACUGUCCACUCGCAAUCUCAGUCAAAUCAUAUCUUACCAGACCAGGGUGCCUCCUUUAACUCCUUGUCCGGUCCCUUGUGUUUGCAAAACUCAUCCUUCAGACUUGGGAUUAAGCGUAAAUUGCCAAGAAAGAAAUAUAGAAUCAAUGGCUGAACUCGUACCAAAACCUUUAAAUGCCAAGAAACUGCAUGUAAAUGGCAAUUAUAUUAAGGAUGUGGAUACUACAGAUUUUGCUGAGUUUGAGGGGCUGGAUUUGCUACAUUUAGGCAGCAAUCGGAUUUCAGUGAUCAAAGGAGAUGUUUUCCGCAACCUUACAAAUUUACGGAGAUUGUAUCUCAAUGGCAAUCAGAUAGAGCGUCUGAGCCCAGAAAUGUUUGCUGGCCUCCACAAUUUGCAAUAUCUGUAUUUGGAAUACAAUGUUAUCAAAGAAAUCUUAGCAGGCACCUUUGAUUUAAUGCCAAAUUUGCAGUUGCUCUACCUGAACAACAAUCUUCUGCGAAGCUUGCCGGCGUAUAUUUUUGCUGGUGCACCACUUGCUAGACUGAAUCUGAGGAACAAUCACUUCAUGUAUUUACCUGUAAGUGGUGUUCUUGAUCAGCUAAAGUCUCUUACACAAAUAGAUUUGGAAGGUAAUCCAUGGGACUGCACUUGUGAUUUAGUUGCUUUAAAACUGUGGCUUGAGAAGCUAAAUGACGGUAUUGUGGUGAAGGAAUUGAAAUGUGAGACACCUGUGCAGUUUGCUAACAUAGAACUUAAGUCUCUGAAAAAUGAGAUUCUCUGUCCUAAACUUUUAAACAAGCCAUCUGCUCUGUUCACUAGUCCCAUGCCUGCUGUUAUUUUCACAACACCCCCGGGACCAGUCCGGAGUCCUCCUGGUGGCCCAGUUCCAUUGUCCAUCCUAAUCCUAAGCAUAUUGGUUGUGCUGAUUUUAACAGUGUUUGUUGCUUUUUGUCUUCUUGUUUUUGUGCUUCGGCGCAACAAAAAACCAACCAUAAAGCAUGAAGGGAUUGGAAACCAAGAGUGCAGUUCUAUGCAACUGCAGCUAAGAAAGCACGAUCACAAGUCAAACAAAAAAGAUGGACUGGGUGCAGAGGCCUUCAUUCCUCAAACCAUUGAGCAGAUGAGCAAAAGUCAUACAUGUGGCUUGAAAGAGUCUGAAACAGGCUUCACGUUUGCUGACCCACCAGGGCAAAAAGUCAUUCUGAGAAAUGUGAAUGACAAGGAGAAAGAUUUAUUGCAUGUGGAUUCCAGAAAAAGACUUAGCACAAUCGAUGAACUGGAUGAGUUAUUCCCUGGAAGGGAUUCCAAUGUAUUUAUUCAAAAUUUUCUUGAAAGUAAAAAGGAAUACAACAGCAUAGGGGUCAGUGGCUUUGAAAUACGUUACCCAGAGAAACUGCAAGACAAAAAAGCCAAGAAAUCUCUAAUAGGUGGUAAUCAUAGUAAAAUUGUAGUAGAACAAAGAAAAAGUGAAUAUUUUGAACUAAAAGCUAAACUUCAAGGUUCACCAGACUACCUACAAGUCCUUGAAGAACAAACAGCUUUGAAUAAAAUAUAGGUCAUACAAUCUUAUUGCCUACAGAGGACAUUUAUUUAAUGAUGAAAGUGCCUUUUGUUGACUUUUAACUUCCAAAUACUAUAUUAUAUUGAUAGGCAUAGAGGCAGGUGUAUCCAAGGGUGUCUGAUUAACUGUAGCUGUGUAUGAUUUGUCAAGUAGAGGAGAAUUUCCUUAAUAGAUUUUACUCCAUAAAGCUCAUGCCCUGUGGAAUCCUGUAGGGAUACUGCAAACUCUAUUGCCAAAGGGAUGCUUUAUACACGUUACACUGAAUUUAACCUCAAGAGGCAUAUAUGUUUUGUAUCUUAAAUGCAAACCAUCGUCUCCUUGUGAUUUGUCAGAACAAACACAAGAAACCUGGUACUGAUAUUUGUACUUCAGCUGGGUCCUUCAUCCUGCACGUGGAUUUAAGUUGGUGGAACUGGAGUAAUCCUUUGAUUUGUGGUGUUCUAAUGGCACUGUUUAAAGCUUAUCUGGAAAGUAACAAGCAUGCAAAGAGAGAACAUUCAAUAGUAUGUGUAAAUUGGUUACAUUUAUGGGCUGCAUCUUGAAACCACUGGAAUUAUAAUGUUAAAUUUUGUUUAAAAUAUACCAUGCAUUACAUACCUAUGAAAUAAAUCUGACCACUUGAAGCAUAAAUGUCUAUACAGAAAAUUUUAAAAGAAAGAAAGAAAGAAAGAAAGAAAGAAAAUAGUUCAACCUGACUUCUGCAGUAUUCGUGACAUCUGAAGAAAAUAUUUGAUAUUUAUGCAGAAUCUGUUCUAAGACUCAUCUCCAAUUAAUACUAGAGUUCCUUCUCAGUUACGUGAAACUCUUGCAACCCAAACAGGUUGUCCAAAAUUGUCAAAGUGCUUACUGUGUGAGCGUAGCAGAAAUUAUUUUUGUAAUAUAAUUCAUAUUUAUGAAAUACUUUGUAUACUACAUAGGAAAAAAUAUGUACUCCUUAAUAUGUAUUUAAUAUGCCUGACUUGUUUUCCUGAUCACAAUGCAUUAAUCAUUCAGUAUAAAUAAAACCAGAACAAUAUACCAAACAGCAACCGGGGAUGUAAUGUAUAGCAUCAUCCAGAAUUAAGUGAUCAGAUAUAAUAAUGAUAAUAAUGAUAAUAAUAAUAAUAAAAUUGUUCUGUACUAUUCUCGUGAGAUUAGCAUAUUACCUUAUUUCAGAUCUGUUACCAAUGGUGCAUUUUAAAAUAGAUUGAUUAGUUUUUUAGUAUUGUGUCCCAGGUUGUUACUUGCCAUCAGUUUUCUUGCUUUUCAGGUCUCUACAGCUUAAUCUGAAUACUUUUCACAAGCAUUUACAGGAAUUCAUGCUAAGGGGAAUAUUUUUAUUGUACAUGCAGAAGUUUUCUGUUCUUAUAUCUCUGGCUAGUUUUAGUCAGCAAAACCUGAUCAGAACAGUGAACAAUAUGGCAAAUCCUGUUCAAAACCACAGUGCAAAAUGGGUGUAGUGGUCUCAGUUCAGAGGACUGCGUAGCUCAUAACUAGAGAGCAAAAGCUUGCUUUUGUGAAAGCUGAAUCUGAAUAGCCAGGAAAAAAGGAAAAAAGGUAGGAGAAUGGAAAAUCCCCAUUGUAUCUCACUGAUAGAUGGUACUUUGACAUAAGAAUGGAGAUAUAUUGGUGAAGCAUCCUAGAGAAAAUCUAUGUGAUGAGAUUAACAAAAUUUCUUUGACUCGAUGAGCUUUGGAUAAGAACCUCUUUAUCUCCUUUGAUUUCAGAAACUUUACCCCUCCUUACCUUUUAUAAUCAAUACAUUAGUCAAUUAAGACAGUAGGAUAUAAACAUGAGCAUUUUUCAUGAAUUUGAAGCUAGCAAAAAUUGGAGCAAGACUCAAUAAUAAUACUUUGGAGAAGGCAGUGUCAGCUAUUUCCAAUAUAAACCUCGAAUUUCAGGGCUUUGUGACACUGAGCUGAAAUUUUUAUUCUGGAAUGAUACUUGGCAAACAGCCUGCAGUAUAUUUUUAUCAAAAUAGACCAAAAAUAAUAAAAAAAAGAACUGCUUCUUUAUUUAAGAGAAAGCAAACAAAGCAUUUCUCUACUUUCAGACAUUUGUUUAUGCUCUUUUGGCUUAGAAAGAAGGUGGUUUUAUUAUUUUUCUCCAUACUGCAUAGUAUAUACAUGACUUCAGAUAAUAAAAUUGCGAGAGAUGAAUUAAUGGCGGAGUUUCUUUCAAAAAGCUGCAUCUAUCCAUGCACAAUAAUUUACUUAAUUCAGAAUGUCAUGGGGAUUUUGAGGACAUGGAUACUGGGUACACAUGCAGUUCUAGCAUAAAAAGCUCCUGGUUGACCAGUGAUGCAAUGCAUGGCUGAGGUCUGGAUGAGAACAUGUGAGUUUAUUUGUUGUCUGUGGAUUAAGUCCAUGAUGCACUGACCAGGACUCUGCUGGCUCCUUCGGUAGGCUGAGGGUGACAGGUCCCUGGUCUGCUCUGCACAGAGCUGUGUGGCCUCGAGGAUGGGUCCAAGUUCACUGGGCUUUGCCAAAGCAGAAGAUGUCUGACACACUCAGGGCAUUGUCACUGGCAUGCUCUGUAUGAUCCUCCUGAGAGCAAUGUGCUGAAAAUAUUAAAAACUGCAAGUAAGGAAAUGCUUCUAAGUGAUAGUAAAACUCAUGUGCUUAUGACUUGUGCUGCCCUGAGUCAGAAGAACAGAGGUGAAUGAUCAUACCUUCCUAAGCUAAAAAAAAGAGGGGUUUUUUUGUUUCAUUUUGUGUUCUGAGGUUUUCUGGGGGUGUUCUUUCUAGGUUUUUGUUUUGGUUUGGUUUGGUUUUCUUAAUUUGUUUGAGGUUUGUUUUUUUUUUUUGUUUGUUUUUGGAGUGGUGUCUUCUGUUUGCUGAUCAAAAUAACUGAACUGUUAUGCUGUACCAUUACACUGGGUCAGAGUUUUCUGAUCACUGAGGCCCCAAUUCCAGUAAAGCAUUUCACUUCAACCUAAAUCAUGCGCAGAGGUACUAUUCAUAAGAUAAUAAUUAGAUACCUGCCCAAGAGUAGGGCUUAGCUAGAGUUUUGUCAUUGACUUCACAACAAGCCAGCUCAGAACCAUUGUAUAUAAUCCAUAGAGCCCAGAGACUCGUCUGGGGUUAUGCAGUUGAGUGUAGGUUCACCAGCAUCAGUAAAGGUUGCACAAUCUGGACCUUCCUGUAGAAAUUGUCCCUAAGUGUUUUACAAUGUAUGGUGCAAUAUGUAGGCAUAAUAGUGUGAGUGAAGAAUGCAGAAGCUGGCAAAAACACUAUUUUUCUGUGAAAUUGUUACUUUGAAUGGCAACCUUUGUGUCAGUUUAUUUUCUCCAUGUUUUGAAACGGUGUAUGUGUCUGCACAGCAGUUUUAGUGUGAUGUCCAUUCAAAUCUCUGGUCAGUCUUUCUGAGAAGGUGACUCUUGGGUGUGGCUUAACGGGUCUGUCUGUUCAUUAUAUUGAUUUGAGUGGCCAUGCUUGUAAAAUGGCUGUUAAGACCCAUAGACAUAAACUAAAUCAGUGAAGGUGUUGGCAUAAUCUGUUGUCUCCAUUGUAUUAUAAAGAAGUUUCCAUUUUUAAAUGAAAUCAAUAAAGUGUAAUCAUUUCCUUGAAAAAGAAAAAAAAUUGUGCAAUUUUAUCAGAAAGCAAAUACCGCGGUGCAAGAACACAAGAACAGGUGAUUUAUGUUUUGCAUUUAGUGUUCAAGAUUGACAAUAAUGCAACAAUCUAGUAUAAAUAUAUUUUUAAAUGCUUUUUUUUUAAAGCCAUAAUGAUGAUAUAAAUUAUAAAGGCAUGGCCUUGUGAAUAAUGUUAACAAAUGUUUCAGAAUCAAGAAAAAAACAUCCAGAACUUGAUGGUGGUAUAAUAUCUAUAAUAUCUUUUGCAUGAUUUGUAUGUUGAUAUUGUAUGAAAUGAGCACAGUGAGACUUUUUUUUUUGGUUGCAUCCAAAGAGUUAGGAAGGAAAUAUAACAAGAAUGUAUUUAUAAUCACUCUAUUUUGAAAUAAAGUAAAGAAAACAAAAUGUAUUGGCUUUACCCUGUUUUGAUCAUUACUAUUUUAGGUUAGUUUAUAAUUUAGGCAGUUACUUACGACAUCCAGUCCAAUGUAAACCACAGAAACCUAUUGUUUAACAAUUUUGUUUACCUUCAUCAAUAUCAAAAUACUAGUCAGUGUUGACUUCAAAAUUUGUACGAAAUAUUAAUAAAAUUGUUUGGUACUAUUGUAUUUCUGAAACUAGACUUUGUUAAGUGCCUGUGAUAUUCUCUUUUGGAUUAUUUGUAUAUGGAUGAGAGAGAAUCUGUAAAGCAGUUAUGCAGUAAUGUUUUCUAACCACAUCAACAAUUUUGUCUAUUUUAGAAAGUUUUUCUUAUUUUCUGUUGUCCAACAAAAUCUUCCUUUCCCCUGUUAUGCAAAUAAUCCCUCCAAAUUCAGUGGGUUUUUUUUCCAUUACUACCACAAGCAGAAUUCAGUUUUCAGUUGGAUUCUCAGUUCUUCAACCCAGAAGUGCUUAGAGGAACAAUUACAUAAUGUUAGGGGCAUUUGCUUUGCUCUCUUUUGCUCUCUUCUUAUUAGUAAUUUUCAAUAACAAUUUUUCAGAGGAAAGAAAAGUUAAUUUGUCCUUAUUAGAAGUAAAACCACCAAUCCAUCUACCAUUUCAUUUGGUUAGGUUAGUUUUAUAACUGAAAGUUGAAAAGACAUCUUUAGGUAGUUUAACUUCCAAAUUUAUAUUUUGUAGUUAAAAUGGUUUACAAAGCCUCAUAAAAAUCUUCAUGUCAAGGGAGAAGAGCAGGAACAGAAUUGCAUUUAGAUUAAACAUUCCCUGUUGUGCAGGGUUUAACAUGCAUUAUAAUGGCAGUGAAAGUGAAUCAGAAUGGGAUAUGGAGUGGAAAAUCGGACUUGAUACAGACUUUUUUCACUUCUAGUUGAAGUAUAACAUUAGGAACAAAACCACAGCAUUAGCUGAGAAAGGCCUACAUAUAAUAUUCCAUAUAAUUCCUUUCUAAAGGAAAACUCGAGAAUCAAGAAUUAAUUAUUUAUGUUUUGAUAAUGAGUGUGCACUGCUUUCCUGAAUGCAGAGGAACUUGAGAGUUUUCUGUUAAUAUGUUUUGUCAUUAUUAGUUUUUAUUUCCAAUUUCACUUUAUUCAUCCUUAUGCAUUAUGGUUGAUGCUGUGUUGGAAAACAAAAAGAAGAAUAUUGUUGCUCAGGGACAAACUCUUCUCAAACAUUUACCAAUGUAGUGAAAAAAAAGCAGAAAGUACAAGAUCUAUCCAUCACUGAAAUAAAAAUAAGUAGUUUUUUACUUGAAAUGUAAUAUAAUCUUGCUUUAUACUCUGUUGAUUUGUGUGGCAAAGCUGUUACUAUUUUCAAACGACUGUAGGGAGAGACACACCAAGUGUGUCUGUUUGAUAUCAGUGGAACUCUACAGUGAUUCAAGAGCUGUGGGCAUCCCAGAGCUGUACUAUGGGUACAAAACUAUAUAAAUUUCCUGGUUUAUACAUACACUUGGGGUAGAUCUCACAUAAAAUACAAACACUUUCUUAACAAUACAAUUUACUUUCUCACUGUAAUGGAGCAAAGUUACUCCACUCUUGUUUUUCAUUAAGUAGGGAGUUUAUUGCAAAUAUCUUUGUUUUAUUGUUAAUUUUAUUUGUAUUCACUAGCAAUAGUUGAGAUAAUUAAUUCAUUGUCUGAAAGCAGUACAUUUCAGUCUGUUAUUUUUAAAAUACUGGUCACUGGUAACAGACAGAUACUGAGUUAUAUUGAAUUUCCAUUCCCUAAGUAGUAAUUCCAUAGACAGUUCCUCAAAAGCACAAAUAAAGAUCAGAUUUUAAAAAAAGUCCUAGCUGGUACUAAAUCUGAAUUUUUUGUAUGCAUGUAUGUCACUAUACACAGUGUAGUACAACUCUAAUGGGUAACAAAUGGUACCUCACUUCUUUUUGGUCUUUGUUUAACCAGAAAACAGAAUGUGAUCUCUGAAUGGUUUAGUCAUCAUUUUGUAACACUAGAGUAACAAAGAAUAUUCCUAAGUUUCCCUCAUCCAUGAGGAUUUCAUUUCUUGGUUUAAUUUAAUGUAAUUGCCUGGAAAUGUGUGCACUAUGACCUUCCAGAGCAUCCUCCCACUCCAUGCUCUCAUUUCACCUUCAGUGAGCCAGUCCUUUACAGCUGAAGGUUCUUCUAGGCUUGGGUUGAUGGCAGUUUCCAAAGAGGCAGAAGAGUGGGAUUUGUCAGUUCCUAGAAAACAGCUAAAAAAGGCAAACUAAGAGCCUGUCCUGGAUGGUUUCUGAGUCACGUCAGAUGGUGUAUGAUCCAAAACAGAAAUGUAGGAAAUGGUUUAAGCUUCUGUUGGGAAGUUUUGUGCUGAGCUUUUGAAGCUGGGCAAUUGUGGCUUUCCAUGACUGUAAGUUGUGCAGUAUAAAGGAAAUGUGGUUCAGUCAAUUGAAUCCUGACAGACUGUGGUAAAUCCUGCAGACAUCUGUACCCACUUACCUGAGCCAGGCUUUGGUGUCGCUUUUCACUGAAAGCUCUUGCACAAAUUACUCAGGUUAAACCAGCUGUGAUACAGAUUUCUCAGGCAUGCUUUUAGCCAGGAUGUGGAUGCAUUUUUGUGCACGCUGGGAGCUGUUUGGGUGUGGGGGUCAGUCUGUGCCCAAUGUUUGCUGAGCAGUGGCUUUGGCAGGGGCUCUCUUCAUGUGCUACAUUAGUGCUCACAUCUGAAUAUGAGACACUGUACGGGAUGUACAUCUCAAUGGGCAGAGUCACAAAGGGCAAUGUGUUUUGACAGAUUUUGAGCUCUUCACUGCAAGAAACUGCAGGAAAGGAUAUACCAUACAGCAGAUUUUCUUGCUCCCUGGCAAGAUUUCCUAGACCCUGUGAGUCCUUCUCAGCAGGGUAUUCUUGUCUAUACUCUGCAAAUAAGGCUCCAGGUCAGCAGUCUCGUGUAUGUGCAGUCUGUGUUUGCUUAUACCCAAAAAUAGUUUCGUGGAGAACGGUAGGAGAAUAACUUCCUCCUUUUUUUUCUUAUCUUUCCUUUUUUUUUUUUUUUCCCAGUAAAGUAAAAUGGACUGAAUUUCAAAUUUUCCAGAUUGAAAAAAAAAACUACAGGUAUUUUAAAGAAUUGUCACAUUGUUGGUUAAUAUCAGUACUAUUAAAUUAUUUUUCUAAGAGAGAGAAAGAAAGCAGUUGUGUUUAUAUUUUUGGCAUGCAGCUUUUCAUCUUCCAUUCCUGGGUUAGAAUAUGCCCCUGGGUGCCAAGGGACUUACAUGAGCAGCUCAGGGCACAAUUUAGUUGCAAAGAUUCAUCCUCAAUGUCUGCCUUUUGUGUGGUAGGAAUGAAAUGCAAGGUUUUGAAUGUUCCCUCUCUGUUUGCUUUAAUGGAAGUUACAUCAGCAGGCAUUCCUCAGGACCAGACUUCCAGCUCCUGUGGAGCUGUGCCUGCAGUUUGAUGAGUUUGGUUAGCAACAAGAGUACAAAUCUCAUACAAGGGGUGAUCUUCUGGAUGGGGUUAGCACUUUGAAAUAAUUGGGGUUCAUAUGGCUUCCUUCUUAAAUAUCACCAUGUCAUUGCACUCUUUUAUACUUAUGAGGAUCUUUACUUCUAUGAUCAGUUCAAUAAAUCAGUGGUUUUACAAAUAUGAUCAGGAAAUUGGGUCCAAAUGUCUAGAGAAAAAAGCUUUCCUUUUAAUUUUCAUGUUUAUUAAGAAAAUAAAGAGCAAAAACAUCAUGAAUAACCUA